Molecule: messenger RNA, 875 nt
Organism: Drosophila guanche
Lineage: Eukaryota; Metazoa; Arthropoda; Insecta; Diptera; Drosophilidae
Exons: 3
Coding region: 29-757 (242 amino acids)
Source: RefSeq, a predicted model, not a curated record
UGUGUUUAUUUUAAGUUAAAAAAACAAAAUGCGAAAAAUGGAAUUGCGCAGCAGCAGCGCCUACCACCGCUUAGUAACCAAGCUCCAAGACGCUGGAGUCUAUGAGGAAGGAAUGCCAUAUGAUGAACUUAAGGAGCUUGCGCAGGCCAUGGAACUGUCGGCACAGGAAGUCAAUGAAGACGAAGAAUACCUGCAAUUCGAACGUGCCCGCUACGAGAGCGAGCUGGAGUUCUUGUCCUCGCAGCCCAUGGAUCAACGCCAAUCAACCAUGCUGCCGUCGCCGGCUCGUGCCUCGCCUGAGGAUAUGGAUGUGGAUAACUCACUGCCAGAUUGCAAUAGUUCUGUUGGUGGGCCCAUUCAACUGACAGUCUGUGCAACCGUACAUCAUGCCCUCGACUGGAGUCCUACCGCCGAGCGUCGGUCUGCACACAAGCGUAGGGCUGACAGCAACGGCAAUACAAUCGGCUUGGAGGAGAAGCGUGCCCGUACCGAAACCAUCAACAAUCAGACGCAGCAGCAACACCCGGCAGCCGCCGAGGGAGAUGUCACUCCGCCAUCAAUCGCAUCUAUGGACUCUGGCGUCAGUGGGGAUGAGCUGAGCUCGGUAACCUCCAGCGCAUAUGAAAGCAGCUCAGAUCUGUCCAUUGGCGAGGUGCCCAGUGGUCUAAUGGUCAGCACCAGCAGUGUCGCCGUGUCCGAUCGAUCUCGCAAUAGCAACACCAGCAGCGAAAUCUUUUCAUAUGAGAGCCACGAAUGAGUUGCCAUUGUCACGUGUUUCGUUUGUUUUAUUUAAGCCAUACGUUAUGUGCAGAAAUUGUGAGGGGUGGUUAAACCAGAUACACAUUUAUACAAUUACACCGUCAGCUUUACACGUC